AUGUUUGGAAUCAUCAACCUGCACCAAUCAGAACAAGAAACAGGAGAAGCAGCAGCCCACCAUCAAAACAACAGCAAUACUCGCAAGAGGAACAGAGGCAUAUCAUCAGAAUCAGAAUCAGAACCAACUCAUCACCACCAACAGACAACCGAUACCACCUUGGAUCAUCAACAGCCCUCAAAGAAACGUCGCAAGGGCGUCGCUGGGGCCAUCCUCUCAACCGCACUCGAUGCUGCACUCUUCACUUCAGCCAUCGGAUAUGCUGCUUACCAGUUCUGGUGUGGGAAACCACUCGAGCAGGAGCAGGAGGAAAACAGCUUCGUCCAACAUCCCUCUCCCAAAUUAUCGAUCUUCACCAAGUCAUCAUCCAAGAUUCCUACCACAACUGCUACUACCAACACUCCCGCAACCAACCUAGCUGAUCACCUGGAGCCUCCUCCGCCGCCCUACGAGCCGCGUCAAGCAGAACCACCACCAGAACAGCUCUCGGCCCCUCUCCUCCGUCGGCCCCGGCUCCGAUCCACGACCUCUCGUCUCCACUCCGCACGCUCAACCGGCCCAGUCACCCACCCGUCAUCCAUCAACUUCGUCCUCCGACCCCUCCACGAUCCUUCUCUCGCCCAGCUCCCUCAGUCCCCCCCGCCGCCGCCGCCACCGCCGCCUCGAAGAAGCUUGCCACAAAACGACGAACUCAUGGCCGACUUCGUCUGCUCAUUGGACCCCUACAUCCCCCCCUUAACCCCACACCAUGAUGAGCAGGAGGAGGAGGAGGACGAGGACGAUGAUGAUCCUGAGAUGAAGGCCUUCAAAGCCCAAAUCCAGGGGCUCAUCCGCCAAGGCCAAUCCGCCCUUGCCUCACGACCACCUACGCUCUCUAAUGACGACCUUCAUCAUCAUCCAACGACCACUCCGUCCCCGUUCGCACAUACCCCUGCACUCCUCAACCCUCCUCAUCUCCGCAAUAUCCUCCCUCCUUCCUCAAAAAUAUCUGAAUCUACUACCGCCGACUCCAAUCUGCGCCUGUUGCACCUUGCUCUCGAUAAGGCCGCCGCUAAACCGGCUUCCAAUUGGUGGGAACAAUAA
This is a messenger RNA of Puccinia graminis f. sp. tritici CRL 75-36-700-3, 1083 nucleotides long. RefSeq lists its product as uncharacterized. The transcript has 2 exons. NCBI's taxonomy places the organism in Eukaryota, Fungi, Basidiomycota, Pucciniomycetes, Pucciniales, Pucciniaceae. The record is from RefSeq and is a predicted model, not a curated record. The coding region runs from base 1 to 1083 and encodes 360 amino acids.